This is a messenger RNA of Chelonoidis abingdonii (Abingdon island giant tortoise), 1045 nucleotides long. RefSeq names its product maestro heat-like repeat-containing protein family member 2A. Lineage: Eukaryota; Metazoa; Chordata; Testudines; Testudinidae. The record is from RefSeq and is a predicted model, not a curated record. Gene Ontology annotation, cellular component: cytoplasm.
AUGGUCGCUCCAAGCCAACGCAACUGCCGCCGGCACCGGGAUCGGCGCUCUUCACGCUCCUACUCGCAUAGCCAGGUGACCCUCCCUCCGUGCCAGGUGAAGACGCACAGGCAGCUCCUGCUGGACACUCUGCGCUGCCUCCUGGCUGAGUCCAGCAGCCCCCAGGUCGUGGGCGAGAGCAUGUGGGCCCUGACCAAGACCCUGGGGCAGUUGAGCGAGAGUGACGUGGGCCGCCUGUCCCUGCCCAUGGCUGCGCAGGCCCGGGCUCACUUCCCACACGAAGACGGCACCGUGCGUGCGGCAGCAUUUGGCCUGUUCAGAGCCCUGGCCGGCUUGGCCCAGCAGAAGCACCGGCAGCUCUUCACAGGGGAAGUGAGGAGCAGCUGGGCCGCUCUGAUGCUCCAUGUGCGGGACCCUAGCCCCGAGGCAGCCACGGCCUGCUGCGCUGCAUUCCAGGCGUGCACCCCAUUCCUCGGCCUCACGGGGCUCGAGGGAGCCUUUGACAGUGGGCUCCUGACAGGCGCCUCCGGGGAGAGGCACAGACACUUGAUGGGACACGUCUGCAAACAGCUGGCCCACAAGGACCCUGCGCUGCUGGAGAGUCUCGUCACUGAGACCAGCCUGCACCUCCACAGCUGCUGGGAGGAGAUCAGGCUGGCAGCAGCCAAGCUGGCAGGGAUCCUUGCAGAGAACAUGGAGGCCCAGCAUGUCCAGCAGCUGGAUCUGGGAAAGCUGCUGUGCUCUCUCCGAGCACUGCAUGGUGACCCCAGCACUGCUGUUGAGAUUGCUGCCGCAGAAGCCAUCAGCACCAUCAGCCAGAAGCAGCGGGGGACCCUGCAGGAGCCAGGUCCCAGCCACACAGCCCCCAGAGGCCAAGGGAGGCUGCUGUUUGUGAGGAAGCUCUUCAGGCGGAAGGGGAAGGGAAGACCCCCGGCAGGGCCCCUCGACAGUGCAGAGUCAGAGAGCAUCUCCAGCAGCUGAUGUUGGAAGGAGAUGGGUGCUGCUGUCAGAGCAGAGGAUCGGGGCCUUUGGAGCCACGUUCCCC